Messenger RNA from Protobothrops mucrosquamatus (brown spotted pit viper), 3126 nucleotides. RefSeq names its product leucyl and cystinyl aminopeptidase (gene LNPEP). The coding region runs from base 19 to 3057 and encodes 1012 amino acids. The record is from RefSeq and is a predicted model, not a curated record. Gene Ontology annotation, cellular component: cytoplasm. Lineage: Eukaryota; Metazoa; Chordata; Lepidosauria; Squamata; Viperidae. Gene Ontology annotation, molecular function: zinc ion binding; peptide binding; metalloaminopeptidase activity. The transcript is spliced from 17 exons. Gene Ontology annotation, biological process: proteolysis; peptide catabolic process.
GUUCAGUUACCUAGAAACAUGAUUGAAAACAGCAUGUUUGAGGAAGAGCCCGAUGUGGUUGACUUGGCGAAAGAGCCCAGCUUGCAUCCUUUGGAGCCCGAUGAGGUAGAAUAUGAACCAAGAAGUUCUCGUCUACUUGUACGUGGUCUUGGAGAUCACGAAAUGGAUGAGGAUGAAGAGGAUUAUGAAUCGUCAUCAGCCAAACUUCUGGGAAUGUCUUUCAUGAAUAGAAGUACUGGUCUGCGAAGUAAUAUGGCCGGUUAUAGGCAACGUUCAGAUGGAUCAUGUUCUGCUCCAUCCGUAAGGACUACAAUAAUCUGUGCAGUUGUUCUUGUGAUUGCUGUCUCCGUAAUAAUGGCAAUCUAUCUUCUCCCCAAGUGCACUUUUACCAAAGAAGGUUGUCACAGCAAAAACCUCACAAUGGAAGAUAUAUAUCCUUUGGCAACUAAUGGAAAACCUUUUCCAUGGGCUCAUUUUAGGCUUCCCAGUGCUAUUGUUCCAAAACAUUAUGAUAUUGUUCUGCAGCCAAAUCUUACCACAAUGAGAUUAACAGGUUCUGUUCUAAUAACUGUGGAGGUUAUCCAGGUUACUAUGCAUAUUAUACUUCAUAGUUCAAAGCUUAAUAUUACCAAGGUAACACUUGCUUCACUGGGUUCAAGCCUGCCCAAACCAGCCAAUUUCCUGGAAUACCCAAUGAAUGACCAGAUUGCAAUUAUAGCUCCGGAAACUCUUCUUGCAGGACAUAAAUAUAAGAUCGGCAUAGAGUAUUCCUCUAAUUUAUCAGACACUUACUCUGGCUUUUACAAAAUUGCCUUUAAGAAUAACAGCGCAACAAGUUGGCUUGCAGCAACUCAGUUUGAGCCCCUGUCAGCAAGAGCAGCAUUCCCUUGCUUUGAUGAACCAGCAUUCAAAGCCAAUUUUCAAGUCAAAAUCAACAGAGAACAUCAACACAUUGCUCUGUCAAAUAUGCCAAAGAAAGCAACCAAUCUUUUGGCUAAUGGAUUAUUUCAAGAUGAAUUCUCUGUGAGCUUGAAAAUGAGCACUUACCUAGUAGCUGUCAUUGUUGGAAACUUGGACUAUAUCAGCAAGGAAAUAAAUAAGAUUCUGGUAUCUGUUUAUGCUGUACCACAAAAGCUGGGGCAGACUGAAUACGCCUUGAACACAGCAGUGAAGCUUCUUGAAUUUUAUCAGAAUUAUUUUAAUAUAACAUACCCAUUUAACAAAAUAGAUCUAGUAGCUCUUCCAGAUUUUCAGGCUGCAGGUAUGGAAAAUUGGGGUUUGAUCACUUUUCGAGAGACAGCACUCCUUUAUGAUAAUAAUACCUCUUCAGCAAUUGAUAAAAAGAGAGUGACAGCAGUAAUUGCUCAUGAGCUAGCCCACCAGUGGUUUGGUAAUCUGGUAACAAUGGAAUGGUGGAAUGACCUGUGGCUGAAUGAAGGAUUUGCUACUUUUAUGGAAAAUCUUGCCAUGAAGAUUGUCUUUCCGGAUUUAUAUACUGAUGACAUUUUUUUAAAUCUGCAAUUUAAGACCAUGGAGAAAGAUUCCAUGAAUUCAUCUCACCCGGUUUCCCUUCCUGUCAGUUCAUCAGCAGAGAUUGAACAAAUGUUUGAUGUAGUCUCCUACAUCAAGGGAUCUUCUCUCUUGUUUAUGUUAAAAAACUAUCUUCAUAAAGAUGUUUUCCAAGCUGGCAUUCAGAUCUAUUUGCAUGACUACAGCUAUGGUUCCACGUGCAGUGAUAACUUAUGGGACAGUAUGAAUAAGGUGACACAUGGAACAGCUGAUGUAAAAACAAUUAUGAACACUUGGACAAAUCAGACGGGAUUUCCAUUGGUGACCGUCAAAAGAGAAGGAAAAACAAUCCUUUUGAAGCAGGAAAGAUUUGUGCAUAAUACAGAAUUGAAUGAUCAGAUCUUACCUUCAAGUUAUCUGUGGCAGAUCCCUCUUUCUUACAUCACGAACAAUGACAACUCAUCCCUCUCUUUUCAGACAUACUUAUUGGAUAAAAAGACAGGUGUAAUUGAGUACCCUCAUGAAAUAGAGUGGGUAAAGUUCAAUGUGAAGGGAAAUGGUUACUAUAUUGUGCAUUAUGCUGCUGAUAAUGACUGGAUUGCUCUAAUUGAACUACUGAAGACAAAUCCCAAUAUUUUUGAUGCCAAAGACAGAGCCAAUUUGAUUCAUAAUAUAUUUAUUCUGACUGGGGUAGGAAAAGUCUCUUUGACCAUGGCUUUCAAUCUAACGGACUAUAUAGUGAAAGAAAGCAGCCCAGCUCCAAUCAUGCAAGCUUUAUACCAAAUCAGUCGCAUCUUCAAUUUAGUUGAGAAAAGGGGAAUGCUGGAACUCUCCUCCAGAGUGUUGUAUAGGAUUGAAAAAUUAUUUGGAGAGAAGAUUGAGCAACAAACAUGGAACAGUAAUAAGACCCUCUCGGAACUAGAGCUACAGUCAAGUCUACUAAAUUUUGCCUGUUCCUAUGAUUUAAGAAGCUGUAGUUCAAAUGCUUCUAAUCUAUUUGACAAGUGGAAGGACUCCAAUGGGACAGAAAGCCUGCCGACAAAUGUUAUGAAGAUCAUAUUCACAGCUGGAGCAAAAACUGAAGCUGGCUGGCAAUUCCUUUUAAAAAUGUAUUCCUUUGUGGAUUCUGAACCAGAAAAACUCAAAAUUCUUGAAUCACUGGCCAGCACAAAUGAUGUUAAAAAACUCAUCUGGUUAAUGCAAACAAGCCUGCAAGGAGUUGUAAUCAGAUCACAAGAUCUUCCAACGGUCAUAAAAACUAUCAGUCAGAAUUUGCCUGGACAUUUAUUGGCAUGGGAUUUUGUCAAAGAAAAUUGGGAUCAGCUUAUCAAAAAGUUUCAUCGUGGAUCAUACACUAUUCAAAGCAUUGUAACUUCAACAACGGGUCAGUUCUCAACACCAGAACAUCUGCUAGAGGUUAAGUCAUUCUUUGAAUCAAAGUCAGAGGAAACUGCUCAAUUGCAAUAUGUCCAAGAAGCUAUUGAGACAAUUCAACUGAAUAUCCAGUGGAUGGAACAAAACUUGGCACUCCUUGAAAAAUUGCUAUAGUAAUCACAAUUCUCUUACAACUUGUAUUAAUCACUAGGAAUGCUGCAACUCUUGGUCUUUUGCUUUUGC